Blepharisma stoltei is the source of this 309-nucleotide messenger RNA. Lineage: Eukaryota; Ciliophora; Heterotrichea; Heterotrichida; Blepharismidae. The record is from the annotation of a GenBank genome assembly.
AUGGACUUAAGUGAGCGGGAGCUAAUCAGACGGAUAUCUCAAGCCAAUUCUUUAAGAGCUGAAGGUGACAUAGAAGAAAUCUCAACUUUCAGCAUCUACACGAUUUUGAUGGGCUUAUAUCCGAAUAAUCAAGUUUACAUUAUGAUGGAAAGAUUUUGUGGAAAGUCCCCUUUUGAAUCUGACAGUGAAGAUUCCCAACUGUUAUAUGUAAAAGCAAUUGAAGACUUGCUAUCUCUACCAGAUAGCCAAAUAAAACCAAUUGUCUCCGUGUACAAAAACCAACCUGAAAUUGUUGGGACUUUAUGCUAA